Molecule: messenger RNA, 4426 nt
Organism: Daphnia pulicaria
Lineage: Eukaryota; Metazoa; Arthropoda; Branchiopoda; Diplostraca; Daphniidae
Product: MAP/microtubule affinity-regulating kinase 3-like
Exons: 18
Coding region: 397-3057 (886 amino acids)
Biological process (GO): intracellular signal transduction; protein phosphorylation; microtubule cytoskeleton organization
Cellular component (GO): cytoplasm
Molecular function (GO): tau-protein kinase activity; ATP binding; protein serine/threonine kinase activity
Source: RefSeq, a predicted model, not a curated record
GUUCCCAUCCUCCAAGCAGCCAUCUUGACUUGACAUGGGCAGGGGCGGACGACAUCUUUCCCUACCUGGUCAAACGUUCACGCUCAUAUUUCACUGAUUCUAACUCGCUAAUCUGGCUGUAGAUUGUUUCAACAAACCGUCCCUUGUCAAGACUGUGAACUGUUAGGUCUGCGUGAAUCGUUAUGCUGUUUAGUGCAAAGAGAUGGGAAUCUGUCUCGCGUGAACGUUCGUGAGUGACCGACAAAAAUCAACCGUCGUUUCUGCCAGCUCGGCCUAGCCCUCUCCCUGCUCGUCAGGGAAUAUGUACCUUGUGACUGGAUCUGCUCAUUAGUGUAAAUUAGUAACUGACAUUUGGAAGCUGAAAACCAUUUUUGCUUUGCUUGGUUCCGGUACAACAUGUCAGCAGGGAUGAGGACUACUCUGCCAACUGUUCCUGAAUCCUUACCUUCUGAUCAUGUCUCCACUGCCAAGGUCAAGACUACGCCGGUCAAGUCACCUCUGCGACCGGGGUCGGAUGGCAGCAGUGGUGGCGGCGGAGGAGGAGGAGGAGGGGGCGGAGGUUCCGGCAGCGCAUCUGCGUCUAUUCGAAGUUCCUCCAGGCGUACUUCGGAAGAACCACACAUCGGGAAAUAUCGAUUACUGAAAACCAUCGGCAAAGGAAAUUUUGCCAAAGUGAAACUAGCAAAACAUAUUCCAACAGGCAAAGAGGUGGCUAUCAAGAUCAUCGAUAAAACCCAAUUGAAUCAGGGAAGCCUGCAAAAGUUGUUCAGAGAAGUGCGAAUUAUGAAGAUACUGGACCACCCGAAUAUCGUGAAACUAUUCCAAGUGAUAGAAACUGAGAAGACAUUGUACCUUGUUAUGGAAUAUGCUAGCGGCGGCGAAGUCUUUGAUUAUUUGGUGCUUCACGGACGCAUGAAAGAGAAAGAAGCACGCGCAAAAUUUAGACAAAUAGUAUCUGCUGUUCAGUAUUGCCACCAGAAGAGAAUCAUCCAUCGAGAUCUGAAGGCGGAAAAUUUGUUAUUGGAUAGUGAAAUGAAUAUCAAAAUUGCCGACUUUGGAUUCAGUAACGAAUUCACGCCAGGAAGCAAGCUGGAUACGUUUUGUGGUAGCCCACCGUAUGCGGCUCCCGAACUUUUCCAAGGAAAGAAAUACGACGGGCCCGAAGUAGAUGUUUGGUCGCUGGGAGUCAUUUUGUACACAUUGGUGAGCGGCUCGCUGCCCUUCGACGGGUCCACGCUGCGGGAGCUGAGAGAGCGCGUCCUGCGGGGAAAAUACCGUAUCCCUUUUUACAUGUCGACUGACUGCGAAAAUCUACUCAAGAAGUUUCUCGUUCUAAAUCCGACGAAGCGAGCAUCGCUUGAGGCGAUCAUGAAAGACAAGUGGAUGAAUAUGGGGCACGAAGAGGACGAAUUGAAACCUUUCUCGGAACCGGAAGUUGAUCUGUCUGACCUCAAACGGAUAGAAAUUUUAGUCGGCAUGGGCUACAGUCGGACGGAGAUUGAAGACUCUCUAAAAACUCAAAAGUAUGACGACGUCUUCGCCACGUAUCUGCUUCUUGGACGAAGAUCGACCGAUUUGGAGAGUGACGGAUCUCGGUCAGGCAGCUCAUUGUCAUUGCGGGGCGUCCCUCCACGAACGGACACUGCGGCCGCUGCCUCCGGACCGACUUCUGUGCCCUCUUCGGGCCAUUCUUCCCAAUCAGGAUCUGGGACGGCCACCGUCUCUGUAAGCGCCACUGGGGGCCAAAGAAGCGUCCACCGCUCUAUUUCGGCUACUUCGUCCAAAACGGGUCGUCGAGCGUCGUCGGGUGGUGAAACGCGCGAAGCUGCCACUAAUGCCAGUGCCUCGGGUGCCGCCUCUGCUGUUGCCUCCGGUGCUAAUGCCGGAGCGACAACCGCUACGGCUGGCAAUCGUGCUUCAACGGCCGCCACGCCCCAGGUCACUAAUCACAGUUCGAGCGGAGUAGCGCCGACCAACUUUUUCCGUCGUCAAAACACGGUUGACUCGGCCACCAUUAAAGAGACAUCCGCUCGGCUUGGAGCGGGCAACGCCUCGAGUGGGGGCCCGACGGGCGUUCGGCCACUGGCUUCGCCAGCUGCCAUAAAAAAUGCAACUGCCAAUCCAACCGGUAAUGCCGGAGCUGCUAGUCCAAGUAGCAGCUUGUUCGGCAAGCCGAGGGGAUUAACGAAAUCGAACACGAUGGCGGCCAACGCUAAUCGUACUCUGGGCCCAGGAACAACGUCGGUCGGUCGCCGCUCAACCAUAGGUUAUGAAUCAAAGUCUUCCUCGAGUGAGAAAACCAAUGCCAUUGGCAGCGACGCUCUUACCACGGCGACGGAGACCAAAGUCAAGGGUCACGUCAAGUCGGCCUCGAUUUCAGCAGCGGUGCGAAGCGAGCUCAGUCCGGAGAGCGCCUCGCCCGCCCUCGAUCCGCUUCGAAUCAGUGCUGGACGUACCGUGAGUGGAGCACCAACCGCAGCGGGAGGAUCAUCCGGUGCCGGCACGCCCACCGGGUCAGGAUCGAGCACCAACCGUUUCACGACGGGACAGUUCCCCCGUAACGUUCCCAGUCGUUCGACAUUCCACAGCGGGCAAAACCGCCCUAGAAACCAGGCGGCCACUUAUGGAGGUGCUGCCGGCGGAGGGAUGGCUGGCGCCGACUCGUCCGGCUUGGGACCUUCGUCGCGCACCUCCUUCUUCUCGAAGCUGUCCUCGCGCUUCUCUAAACGUAGUAACGUAAAUGAUGACCAAGUGAAGCCGCGAUCCCUACGCUUCACGUGGAGUAUGAAGACUACUUCCUCGCGCGACCCUAAUGAAAUCAUGAUGGAAAUCCGCAAGGUUCUUGACGCCAACAACUGCGACUACGAACAACGCGAGAGGUACCUCCUCCUCUGCGUCCACGGCGACCCAAAUACCGACUCCCUUGUCCAAUGGGAAAUCGAGGUAUGCAAACUACCUCGCCUCUCCCUGAACGGUGUUCGCUUCAAGCGCAUCUCUGGAACGUCGAUUGGAUUCAAAAAUAUUGCUUCUAAAAUAGCCAACGAACUGAAACUGUGACUACCAGACGUCUCUGAUAAUUCCGACUCAGAGCACGAUUGAAGAUAGAAAGAAAGAAAAAAGAAAGAAAAAGAAAACAAAGUUUAAGCAAAAGGAAAAGAAAAAAAAAAUAUUCUAAUACUUGUACAACAUUUUUAAUAAGAGGGGCGCGCAAGCUAGCUCUUGAAUGGUGUCCACGGUUUCCGAGUGAAAAAAAAAAUGAUAAGCGCUCAGUUUUUUUUUUUUUUUCUUUCUUUCUUUCGGUUUUUUAAGCACCUUGAUACGUUGAAAAACUUCUUUGGUUGGCAUAAUGGAAAAGGCUGGAAUUGGUGCUUCUCAACUUAAGCUAUACACCGGCCCAUCCACACCCAACAAACAUCCCGGAAAUAAAAACCCUUUCUCUGUUCUCUUCUUCUGUUCUUUCUUUCUCUCCUCUCUAUUAAUUCCCUUUGCCCUGCCAACGUUUCCUCAGUCCUUUUUACCGCUGUCAUGUUUCCUCCAACUUGUUGCCCAUGAUUAUGUCCAGCAUUGCAAUGACUUUUUUUUUUCUUUUCGUGUGUCCCCCUCCAACUUCUUCCUUCAUUUUCUCUUCAAGGAACAAAGCAAGCGUGUAGCUUUUAAUGUUCACCCAAAUUCGUCCAUCGCUAACCAACCGAGGCGCAACGCAGCCGUGGCGCUCCAGAUUGACAUACGACACCCACACGCCUCUCUUCUCUUCCAUCCCUCACACGAUUUGUCCCUUCAAUAUUUUUCCGUCUAUAUUACUAUAUAGGAUGGACUUGCGUUGCUCUAGCAAUUGCAUUGAAUAAUUCCCCCUUCCCUCCCUUCAUCAUGAAUUUUUCUUUUCAAUUUUGAAAUGUGUAUAGCCAAUUGUGUGCGAAUGUAAGUGCGUAUGCGAGACAAGAGAGAAAGUGUGUAAGGGGGAGGUUUAAAGGGCGCGCUGCUAGCUAAUGAUGGUGUAGAUUCGGUAUUCUCUCUCUUUAUCACAUGUUCUUUUUCUCUGUUCCUUCCGAUUCCUCCUCCUUCUCUUCCACUUCCACUUCCCCUUCAUUUUUUUCUUGUUGUGUAGCUCACAGUGUGUAGUGAAAUUGGACAAAUCCUAGGGUAUCGGUAGUACCUCUACUUUUUUUUCGUACUCUGGUCUGCUGAUUAACCUACCGUUUUGUUUCACAACUUUCCCUCUCCCACUCGGAUGUUUUUUAAUGAUUAAUAUUAAUAUCAUUUAUUAUUAUAAUAAUUUUUCACCACCACCCUCCCCCGUCACUCUCCUUCGUCGCCCACAUUAUGUUUCUGACCUGCUGCACCGUAUCUUUAUGAGAAAUGAGCUGUACGCGAUUAUCCUCAUCGUUGAAAAUUCAUCUUUAAAAAUAUCAUCCCCUUUUUCUCGGUU